Messenger RNA from Cinara cedri, 23207 nucleotides. NCBI's taxonomy places the organism in Eukaryota, Metazoa, Arthropoda, Insecta, Hemiptera, Aphididae. The record is from the annotation of a GenBank genome assembly.
AUAAAUUUUCGUUAUAAUUAACUAUAGUCAACUACAUAACUAUAUAAAAACAAAUAUAUACUGAAUAUAAAAUUAAAGUAUGUUUAAAUAUUUAAUUUUUCUGUCUUUAUUGAUAUUUACUGAAGCAGAGAAACAUAGAUGGCAUACAUCGCAAUUAGUAUUAAAGAAAUUGUACGACUUACAACAAAAACAUUUUGAUGCAUUCAGAGUUUACUUGAAUAUGGAAACAGAACGUUUGGAUAAAUUAAAAAAGUAAAAAUCGAAUAAUAUUACCUACUUAUUAGGUAGAUAAUUUAAUACUUACACAAGGGUUUUUUUAAAAUGUGAGAAAUCUAUUUAUACACUUCACAUUUUUCCGUACAAUUAGUAGUAAUGUUUUAUUUUUUUAUAUUGUGCCAAUACUUGAAAUACCUACCUACUUACCUAGAUUAAUGCAAUUAAUGCAAUCAAAUUUUAUUUUUAAUGAAGUUGUCUUAAAGUUCCAACGGUUUAUCUUUCUCGAUUUCACACAUUAUUUAAAAAUGGUUAAAUUACUAUACUUAUUUUAUGAAUUCGAUGCGCGAUGUUCCUGUUAAGCAUCAAAUAGAAAUAAUAGAUUUACAGUCACCAGUAACACGAUAUUCGCAAAAACGUAUCCAGACAAUCGCCUUUAAUUUUAGAUUAUGAGAAGAAUGAGGAAUGUAUUGGUUUUACAAUGAUGAUUAUUUAUUUAUUGAUAUUUAUGUGUACGAAAAUCUACCAGAAAUCGUGUUCUAAAGUAUCAAGUAUAGCACCUUUUCUGAAAGGGAAUUUUUCUGGGGUGGUACUUUUCGUAGGUAAUUUUUUUAUUUUCCCAAGGUUUUCAUACUAAAUAGAAAAACAUAGGAGAAACUGGACAAUUUUUGAAAAUAAUGCUUUUAUUAUUUUCAAUUUUGUUUUUUUUUUAUUGGAAUUCAAUGAAAAUAUUCGUAGAGACUUGAUAUUUUGACAGAAAUACAUUAUAUUUGCCUUUUAUAGAUGUGGUAAAAAAUAUUUGAGCAAUUUUUAAGCUAUUAGACAUUUCAAUUUUGUGAGUUUUUACGUAAUAUGUAUUUGGUAGGUACUUUGUGAAUAAAAUUGUUAUGUCAAACAAAAAUGUUUGAAAAUUUAACAGAAGGUCUUUAUAAGUUUUACUUGGUGGUUAACAAGAAAGAUUUGAGGUCAAUGUUAUACGUAUAUAUUUUCUUUUUUUAAGAAUUUUAAUAUCAAAUUUUGACGAAAAUUGUAAAUAUUACAGCCUUGUAUGUACAGCCUACAUGUAUUACCGAACUCUACUCAAAAUAACUUUUAGUUAGCAAAUAUUAAUCGUUGCGUACAGGUAUAAAUUAAAUUACUCUUUAAAUUCUACCUUCCCAACUUCUCACCAACAACAGUGGCCCACCCAUUGGGCGAAGUAUGUCCAUUUUUUUCGGUUGUAUUUCUUUUAUCAUUUUCAAAAAUUACAUAAUAUAUUAUUGAAAAAUAUUAUAGUAGAUAUGUUUAAAUCUACAUACAUGUGCAGAGGCGGAGUGGCUUUAAAAUUUUUACCGGACAAAUAUGUAUUAUGUCCAAGCAACUUUAAUUUCGACCAUAUCUCAAUACCAUAUUGAUAGCGGUAAACCUAAUUUAAAUUUUUGUUACCAUAGUUUUGUAAAAACUUUCAUCACCGAAUUAACUUUAUUAACACCACUUCCAUAGUAUCAUCCACCAUACAUAUUUUUUUUAUCAUUUUUAAGCCCAGGAAGUGUAUCUGAGUAUUUUGUAAAUUAUUUAAUGAAAUCAAAGCCUGUCGACGAAUGAGUAACACGAUUUGCGUAUUAUUUGGUAGAUGUAUAUAUAAAUGAUAAAGCUCAGUAUCCAUCUGAAAUAUGAGCACAAGCAUCGGUAGAGCCAACUUUAACUACUAAUGCAUGCGAGUUAUUUCAUUCUCACUUUAAUUCUAGCUUUUAUGCUACUCAUCCAAAUAUUUUCAUGUUCUUAGAAAAAUUAAAAAAAAUUCAAAUAGAAACAUAUAUUAAACUAAAUAGUAUAAAUGAACCUUUUAAAUACCAAAAUUCUAAAACAAAAAAAAAAAAACGCGAAAAGUUACGAAAUUUAAUUAAUAAAUAUAAUAGUGAUCAAACUUCAAUUGAUGAAUAUGUAUCAACAAUAUGUUAUUAUUUGUCUUAAAUCCUAAUAUUGUAUACUUCUUAAAACUAUAUAUUUUUUUAAAUUUUAAAUUUUAUUCUAUUAAUUAUUCAUAUUAUAUGGUUGUAACGAAUUAAGUAUAAAUUAAAGAUUGUUAUUUUACCCAAAUAAUUUUGUAAUUUUGUUUAGUUUUGCAAAAAUAUAGCAAUUAAUUUUUAAAAUUUUACCCGGGCGCAGUUUACAUAUUACCUUUGUACACUUGAUAAGAACUCGGGCAACUCGGGAACUUUUUUUCUUACAUCUGGAUAUUACUAAUUGUUUUCCAUUGUUAUUAGAGACAUUAUGGCUUACUACUAGAUUGGUAUUCUGUGAAAAUAAAAAAAAAUAAAAAAUAAAAUCCUGGUAGACCGUGAACCAUAAGACAUGUGUGAAUCAUUAACUUGAUUAGAUUACUGUCCACUGAAGUUUUAAAAUAAAUGAUACGAGGAAUUUAUAGCAUUAUAUAUAGUGUAUAAUCUUUGAUAACAUACAAUAUUCGUUUUUUAUGCAAAACAAUUUCUAAUCUUCAUGAUUUUUGUUUUUUAAAUAAUUUACUAGCAAAAUUUAAUUUUAUAUUUCCAUGUGCAUAGUAUUCAAUAUAAUUUAAACCAAUUUAAACAGUGACCCAGCCAAUAGCGAUUAUGUCAGGUUUUUCAAUUUGAGUGCAGAAAUAUUUCCUAUAAUUUUUUUCCUUUUACUUGGAAAACAUUUUGAUUUUUUACCCAGACGUCAAUUUUUCGUGUCAUUCAUUUUUAAAUAUUUUAAAAAGGUAAAAAAAAUGUACUUAAUACUCACGAUGACGGAUUUAUCAUCAAUGAUUAAAUAAUUGUGGUCUGUGAUGGACUAAGCGUACAAUAUUAUGCAGUUUAACAUAAUAUAGAAAAGCAUCAUCAUCGGGGAUAUUAUUAUUUAGAAUAUUAUUUUAUGAUUUAUUAUUAUAUUGUCUAGGUCUUAUUAUCCUAUUAUCUAAUUUAUUUUAAGAUAAUCGGUAAUAUGGUGACGGCGGUAACGCCGCUGGAUGUUCGUCACGUAAUUGCGUUAUCGCACUCGCAGACACAUGUCGUAUAGAUAAAUACAAGUAUUCAGUUAUUUUUCAAAUAGAAACAAGCCUCAGCUGUGACACAAUUGUGAGAUUUGGGCUAGUGCGAUAUUAAUUCUGUAAAAAUCUUAACAUUUCUUAACAUCUCUAAAGAACGGCGAUGAAUUUAAAAAUAUGAAUUAAUUCAAUAGAUAUGAUAUGAACAAAAAUGUUGUAAAAACUGAAAUUUUAAUAAUAUUAUAGUAUUGUCAAAAUUUCGAAAUUUAAAAAAGCUCUUCGACCAACCUCUAGAAGAGAUAUUCAGAAAUCUUAUUAUUUUUACUGGAUUAAAAUCGGACCAUCUAACUGUCAGAGCGGAAAGUCUAAAAACUAUUUUUUUUGACCGAAUAGAACCACUUUAAAAUUGAACUAAAAGACUACACAAAUUUAUAUUUUAAUGUCCCAUAUGUCUAAUUGAAAUUUUUUUAGAAAGUAACCACUGCCUCUGAAUGAAAUUUGAUUAAAUUUUAAAACCAGUGUCAGAAUUGAACUAAGCAAUCUCAAAAACAUUUAUUUUGAUAUGGCAUAUGCCAAAUUAUAAAUUUUGUUAGUUAAAACAAAUUAACUUUUAUUUUAGAACACUGUGCGGAGUGUCGUAAAAAUUCGAUCAUUUUUUCCAUACGUUUUUCCAAUUUCUUCCCAAUUUUUUCGAAAAUCACUUAAAAAGUUUAAAUUGACUUCCUCAAUGCACCAACUAGAUCUAAAAAGUAACGAAAAAUUUUGGUAGUAAAAAUGCUUCAGACACAAAAAAUAAAACGAAAUAUAAAAAAAGGACGGGCAAACUUUGCACGUAGAUGCAGCCACUGUUGUAGGUGGGAAGUUAGGAAGGUAGGCUAUAUACGGGAAUUUAAUGUAUAUCUGUAAGUCACGAUAAGUCAUUGCUAACGAAAAAAUGAUUCUGAGCCCAGUUCAUUUGAUAGUGUUGUUUUAUCAACAAUAUGUAUGUCAUAUUAUGGUAAAAUGAUUAUAACAAUAUGCGUUUUCAUGAUAACAAUAAUUGUUUAAAAAUAUUAAAAUGAUAAAAACUUAAUAAUAUUAAAAAAUAUAUAAAAACGAUUGCCAAUGACAACCUUAUUUUUAAUCAUUCAAUUCUUUUUAACUUAAAGACUAAGGUUUCCUCAUAAUUUUGAAUAAUAAUGAGAAUUUAUAAAAAUUACCUCUCUAAAGCACCACCCAGAAAUAAUUUCUCUUCAGAAAAGCUGCAAUACUUGAUAAUCGGAGUAUGCUUUCCUGUAGAAAAAGUGUUAACAUAAAAAAAAAAAAAUAUAAACAUCAUUGUAAAACCAAUAGAUCUCUCGCUAUGCACUGAAUAUAAAAAUAGAUCUACAAAAGUAUAGUCUGAAUUUCUAAAAUAAUAGUUACCUAUUUAAUUUUAUUUUUAUAUGUUUAUUAUAUUAUAAUAGGUACCUACUUAUAUUUAAAUAAAUAAUUAGUAUUUUAGACGAAUCUAAUAAAUUACGUAAUCAAAAAUGUAAUGGAAAAAACAUGCACUGCUUACACAAUUCGAAUAAUGGUUUGGAAGUUUUAACUCAAAGAAAUAACCGAUUGCAGAAAAUUGAAGAUCUAACGAGGGAAAGGAAUUUAAUAAAAGGUAAGACUGGGGUUAGUCAAACAAAAUUGAUUUUUUUAUUUUUCUAUUUUUAUUCGACCUAAGAAACCGGUUAACGUUUUUUUUAAUGGUAUAUUACAAAUGUUUUUCAUGAAUUAAUUUAGUUUUUAUGAAAUCUAUAAAAAAAACCAAUAAUAAAUAUAUAAGAGACACAUUAAUGAAAUUCACCAGUUUCUAGUUUUUAGUCACUUUGUAAGGAAAAAAACAAAACAAAAUAUAGGUAAAUUUAUAAUUUAUUGUACUUGUCUAUAAUAAUCUAUGAAAUAAAACAUGAUAAUGAACAAAAUAUUAAAUGACAAAUAAAUAUAAUCACCUAAAUAUAGUUAUUACCUAAUGGUACCAUAAUAGGUAUGGUACCAUAGGUAUGGUUAUUUUUGUUUGUCUACCAUAGGUAGCUACAAUAUCUUAAAAAUGAUUAUGUUUAUCGCGGUAUGUUCUCAAAUAAGGGUGGACUGGCUCCUUCAGAGUAGCCCGGGAAUUUUUUCUAAAGCAGCCCAAAAACCAUUAUCUAACCUAAUACAGUACCUAAUACCUAAUACUAUUAUAGUAGACAUGUUUAAAAUAUCACACAUUUUUUGAAUUGAAUAUUCAAAAUAUAAAUAAUAACAGCAGAUAUAUAACACGUUUUAGAAAAACAUGGUAAUGAUUAUUUAAUGGCUCAAUAUAAUUAAUUCAUAAUUUAUGGAAUUUUUUGUUUUCUUUGGGCUAAACGGUUUAUAACAGUUUGGUACAGUAUAUCAUUUAAAAUACUUAAAACAUUCUGUAGCCAUUUAAACAAAAGCUUCUAGGUUAUCCUGUCAUAUUAUUCCUAUAAAUGGUUUUCAUCUGAAAAAGAAAAUUGAAUUAAUUUUUAUAUUAUAAAAAAAAAAAUUAAAAUUCAAUAAAUUAUGUUAAUUAAUAAAUAAUGGCUAUUUUAUUAUUUAAAAAUGUAAUAUUUACUACCUGCUUUAAUUUUGAGAAUGCUCGUUCACAAGUUAUUUAUGUAAUGGAUAAAGUUAAUAAGGUUUUAUAAGCCUUAAAUAGUAUAAUAUAUGUUUUACUGUAUAUAUUAUGCUUAUUUAAUAAUAAAGUACAACAAUCAUAAAAUAUUAAUUUACAGAAUAUUAAAGUCUAACUAAUGGUAAGAUUAUUUUACCUGGAUUAUCGAAGUUUUCGUGUUCAUAUUUAUAAUGAAUAGUUUUCAUGGUACACGGUUAUUUUUUGUGAAAAAUUAAUUAACUUAUCUCGUAAUAUGACUUUAAUACGUUCUGUCAUAUGAUAUUCAUUAUCAUCGAACUUUGAAUUUUCAUUUUCGUUUAAAUGCUAAAAUUAGAUGGGUUAUUUUUUUAAAAAUAUGUUUUCCUGAAAUAUUUUCAUAUUUAAUCAAAAAAUGAUAUAUCGGCGUAAAAAUCCUUAUAGUUAAUAAAUCGUUUCUAUAAUCUUGAGAUAGCAGAAUCCAUUAUUCAAUUAAAAGCACUUAUUUUAUAUCGUUGGGCUGUGUCAGUUGCUAAUUUAUCAGAAGUUUUAGUUAUAUAUUUACCUUUUUUGGCACCUUUUUUAGUUAGCGGAAAUGAUGAUUCUACUUCAACUUCAGAAUCCAUUUCUUCUAGUUUUUUGUUUUGAGUGACUGCGAAAAUUUUAGCGGUUUCAUAUAUAUCUUCAAAACAUCUGAAAUUGUUUUGUAAUGUAUCAAUCGCCGAUCUAACUAAAUGAUGAGCUUGCAUAAAAUUUAAUCUAGGAGUUUUGUAAAUAAUUGGAUAGAGGCGUGGUUGUUUAAAAUAUUUUUAAGUAAAUAUUGAUUGUUAGUUAAACUAUUUAAUAAUAUCAAAGUAUCAGAUCUAGUAUUUUUAAUGAAUUUUUCUGACGACGAUAUUAAAUGUAAUGAAUUAACUAAAUCUAUAAACAGUGCUGUAUAUGAAUUUUCAUACUGGCCAAAAAUUUUACUCAAUGCAUUAUUCUUUGCCCACCAUUGAGUUAAAUUUGCUUUAGUUAAACAUUUUGAUAAAUUUUGUUUUGAAUGACAUUUGUUUGAUUAGUUAACCCAUGUGUCUAUUCUACGAUAUGAUUUACAAAAAAAUACAGCGCAUUUGUAUGAGUACAUUAGUUUCGAUAGUACCUUUCAUAACUAAAUUCUAUACGUGUGCGUAACAUCAUGUAUGAAUAUAUCCUGGAGUUUAUUUUCAAGUCAUGUUCAAGCUUUGCUUAUUUGAUGGACUUCAAGUUUCCACAAAUAUUUUUAACUAAAUCAAAAAAAAAUAAAAAAAAAUUGAAAACAUAAUUUAUUUCGUAAAUUUUUCUGUUUUUUCUAAAUUUCCCCCCAAUUUUUCCAAUUUUUUUUCUAGGUUUUUCCCAUUAUGAAAACAGCUGGGAAAAUUUCCUUUCGAAAAAAACGGUACAAUUGAAAAUAAGGGUAAAAUUUCUGGUAGAAAAUUUGUUCACUGAAAAAAAAAAGAAUAUUAAACACCAUUGUAAAACUAAUACAUUUCUCGCUCUACUCAGUAUCUAAAAUAUACUCAAUAGCAGUGUUGAAGUACUAAAGGAAUGAUUACUUCGAAGGAUUAGACGGAGUUGAUUCCAUUAUUUUUUAAAGGAUUAAGAUCUUGAAUUAAUUCUUUAUCUUAGGAAUUAUAACGUAACUGUUUUAAUUCAUUUAUUUUUCUCAAAAAUAUGUUUUUAACACAUUUGGAAGGUAAAAUUUUGUUGAUCAAGUUUUAAUUGAAUAAACGAGACGUAUUAAUCCGAUGAAUUUUUUAUGUUAACAUUCAGACAAGUGAUUUAUUUGAAUAAAUUAAUACAAAUAGAAAUAAAGGAAGAAGAUAAAGAAAUUAUUAUUAAAUUUCCUAAACAUUUUAAAUGUGUCAAUCAUACUUAUGAUUGCAAAAUCUGGUAUAGAUAAAAUGAUUAAAAGUUUAAAUAUUGACGAUCUGUUAACAAAGUAUUAAAGAGAUCAUUUCCAAAUGUUCAGCAAUGUGGAGUAAACAAAACCAGUCAACUUUAGUUGCUAAUUAUGUAAUAAUGUGUUUUCGGAGAUUUUUUUAAAACACCAAAUCAAAUCAAAUGGAGUUUCUCAAAACAGUAUUAAUAAUAGUAUUAACAAAAUCAAUACGGUUUUGAACUAUUGUGAAAUAUUACGAUUCACAUAUCAGGAAAUGACAUUACUAAUAUUUCAAUAUUGUGAGUUAACGGAAAAUUAAAAACUAUUUGAAUAAAAACUUUUUUUUUUAAUACAAAACAUUAUGGCGUUUUAAACGAUUUCACCAAACUUUUCCUUCAUUUCGGUCUAUUAUGAAAUUAAAAUGAUCGUUGUUGUUGAUGUUUACAUUUUUUUAUUUUUUGUUCAUCAUUAUACUAUAACUGUGCCUUCUACAAACCAAUUACCCACCUACGUUCACCCCCUUUUUUUAGUUUUAGAUUCUGAGUGUAGUGAUAAAUGUAUUGGUUUUACUAAGAUGUUUAUUUUAGUUUUUUUUUUUUCCUGUGUAGAAAAAUUUGGCUAUAAAUCUUGCUUAGAUAUAUACGCGCGGUACUAUUUUUGAAAGGCAAUGUUGUCAAGAUGGUACUUUAAGGAGGUUAUUUUUUGAUUUUCUAUACGGUGACGGUGCUCCUCCUUCUCGUGCGUCUUUGGUGAUGUAGCUGUCUUGACUCCUGACUAAGUUCAGGUUCUCCUCGGUGAUGAUUCCAGUCUCCUUAUAUAUGGUUGUCGCCUCGAUCGGGGUCUAGGUGGUGGUGGAUGUUGACGCCGUUGUUUACUGGUGGCACGUUGUCCGUACCCGGACACGUUUUCCCCUUAGCUCAUGAACACGUAUCAUUCGUUGUUGGGAACGUUGUUGGUUUACCACACCCGUAUUAAUGGCCCUGAGGUGCGUAUACUUAAUGCAACGACCAAUUUCAUAUCUUGUCACGUGGAAUUAUUAAUAUAUAAUUAACAAACUUUCCACGUAAAGGACAGAGUCUGUAACAAUACAUUCGUAUCUGAUCAGUAAUAGCAGUUUUAAUGUCCUGAAAAUUAGCGUGAAAACCGUUAAUUUUCGAUAAAAUAACACAUUACUAUCUUAAUGUUUAUCUAUAUGACUAUAUUAAAUGGACGUUUGGCAUUAUUAAAUAAAUAAUUACGUGAUAAGGAAUCAUAAUCAGCAUGGUUAUCUUCUAUUGAAUAUUAAUUGUUUUCACGCCUAUUUUUUAUACGUUAAAGCCACUAUAACCAAAAAACUGUUAAUGGUACAUUAAAAUUUUGAGAAUAAUUUAUUUUACAAAAUGGCUAUUUUAAAAACUUUAAAAAGUUAUUUUUUUCAGUGAUUAAAGGAUGGAAUUGAAAAUUUAAUUUACUCUAUAAAUGUGUCCCCCUCAAACAAAACCCGAUUGAAAAAAAAAUUAUUUGAUAACACUGUAAGACAUUCUGAAUACAGUGAAACCCAAUAUGAUGGACUUCCAUUUCACGAAAUAUUUAUAUGAAACUAGGACUUUUUUUGUUAAUUAUAUGUAAAUUUAUUUCCGAAUAACGAAUCUGAUAUGUAUCUAUAUGUAUCUACAUGUAUACAAGAUGUAUACAAGAUGAUCCAUUUAAUUUUCACCGACCAAAACUUAAAAGUGGAAUAUCAACACCAAAAUGUAUUUUAACUAUUACUUCAUCUAUACGGUUUUUAGUAAAAACUAUAGUUAUAGGUGUCAUUUGAAAAUCAAAAGUAGGUUGUGAGUUUCUAUUCAAGGUUCUAUUUUAUUUCUUUCAGCCACAAUCACCCCAUGCACAAGAUGAUUAGGUCUGCCAAUUUAGUUUGAUCUUGCCUUAAUUGUUAUCAUUUUUUUUUUUAUAAUCAACUGUUUACUUAUAUUGUAUAGUUUAAUUUGUUGUGUAGUAAAUAUUGUAAUAGCGAUGUCUUAUAUUCUACCUUUAUCUUUGUAUAGAAUUAUCUUUUUUUUUCUUACCUUGUAAAAGCCUGUUAGCGUUAUUCAAUAAAAUAAAUAAAUGCAUUUUAUAUAAAACAUAUUCCAGAAUAAUGAGUGUACUACUUACAUGUAUCAUCUUGUAUGUAGUGAAUAAAUUAUUCAAUAAAAACCUGUUUUUGUAAAUGACUAUCAAAUAUUAAAUAAGGUUUUAAAAUUAUAUAUAUCUAUAAUCUUAUUGUAUCCGUUAAGAUAAAUCAUUGAAGGUAGGCAAGUCGGUUAAUUUUACAAUUUUACUGCAGUAUUGUAGAUCCAAUAUUGACGUAAUAUUGACAUAAUCGAGAGAGUGUACAUAAUAAAGAAGAAAAUCAAGUAGGUCACACUAAUAUACUAGCUGAUAAAACCGGACCAAGUUUUGCUUGUAAAAUAACAAUUGCACGAAAUCACCACCUAGUUGAGUACCCUUUGAUUAUUAUAUGUCUUAAAUAUCUAGAUAUGUAUGUUAUUAUAAAAUCAUUUAGACUAUUAAGAGUUUUUCAAUUAUUUCCUUAAGAUCACUACAAUGUUUAUUCUGGUUCAAUUUAUGAUCUAUGCUAUCCUCCCAAAACAUUUUUUUUUUUUGCAACAUAUUCUGAACCUAGCAUUCUACUUCCAGAAAAAUUGCUACCAUUUGGUGGCAUUUAGCCCACCAAGUCAAGUUCAUAUCAAGUAAAUACUAAAUAUACAUUAUACAUAUUAUGUGGCGUUAACCUCCACCCUCAAAUAUUUUUGAUAUUUCUUCUAAUGAAUAUAUUAUUGAAAUAGUGAAAUAGUUUAUUCUGACUUAUGUCGCUAGAAUUACUGCCGAUUGGAUUACUUGUGCUGUGUCAGUAUUAUUACAAAUUACAAUAUUAUGUAUUCAAAUAAUAAUAGAUAUAUAGUAUCUAUACUAAAUUCUUAUUCUUAGGAAAGAUAGUUAGACAUUUUAAUUUUCGACAAUUUGUGUAAAGAGCAAUGGUUUUUUGGUCGAGAAUAGAAAAUAAUUGUGAUUUCAUUCAUAAUAUUAGCAUUAAUAUUUAAUAUAUCAUUAUAUAAAACCAAAUAGCUUUUAAAAAAAUCGGUAUUAAAAAAAAACUCAGCGGGGAUACUGUUACUUUGGCUUUACAAGGAUUAAAGAGAAUUCAACGAUUUUAUGAGAUUCCUGCAUCCGAAAUGGCCAAUGGUAGACAUAACAAUCGAAUUAUCGGUGAUCAGUUGAACGGUAAGUAUAAUUACCUACCUAGUACAUUAACCAAUAUUAUGAACAAUUUUCAAUUUGUAUAGUUUGUGAAUGCUAUGUAAUAUCGAAGUAUUGUUUCAAAAAUAAAGACAUGUAUGGAGCCAUUGAUUGGGCUAUACAAGCUUAUAAUAAAUGGAUAUUUGAUGAUCGGCUAAAAUGUAUGGAUAUAAACAAAUUAAAACGCUACAUAAUUGCAUCAUCGAUAUACACAGGUACUAAUCUCAUUGUAUUAUAAUUAUAGGCAUACGCGUGGGACGAAAGGGCAGGGUGUGUAACUGCCUUCUCUGAAAGAGGAAUUUUUUUUCACAUAAAGCAAGAAUGAGCAAUUCAGUUACUAAAUAAUUAAUUCGUCUAAAUGGGUAAUGAAAUAUCCAAAAUUAAACUGAUCGUCAAAUUGUAUUUUUAUAACUUCAAAAUACGGAAAAUGUAUUUAUUUCUUUUCAACAAUUUAAAUUGUAUACACUAUCAACUAUUUCUUGAAUCCAUAUAAAAACCUAAUAAUUUGUUUUAUUUUACAUACAAGUAGUUAAUACUAGACAAAUUUUAAUUUUUUUUCGAAAAUAUGAUUCUUCAACUUCUGGUUUAUUUCAAAAAAGCCCUACCAGUAAUUUUACAGAAAUGAUUUCCAUGGCGUAAAAACUUAAUUAAACUUAAAAUAUUUAUUAGAACAUUCUUUUGUAUUAAAAUAAAAGUGAAAAUCUUGUUUGUAAAUUUGCUGAGCCGUGUUAUGAUUAUUAAAACUAUUAUGGGCCAAACCUAAUUUCAGGAUAAAUUUAUCCUAGGCCAAACUAUUUUGCCGAAGUCUGUUUGGACAAACAAAACUAGUUACCAUUCUUUUUCAUCUUUCUGAGCUUUUUGAAUCUAUCGUUCUAAUUUCUUUACGUCUCAAUCACAUCCUUGUUGAUGAACAACAUGGAUUUCUUCUAGGUCGUUCCACCAUACCAUAUAACUUAGUACUCACUAUUUAUAUUUACGACUCUUUCCGUGAUCCUAAACAAGUUGAUGUAAUUUAUACGGAUUUUUCCAAAGCGUUUGAUCUCGUGGAUCACUCUUCUUAUAAAAAAUGUAAAGUCUUGAUAUCAGUGAUCCGUUACUCUCUUGGCUUUACUCUUAUUCAUCUCACUGUCAUCUCUAUGUCUUUAUUCUUGGUUCGUCUUCAACUCUUUUGUUCCUUUUUCCAGCGUCCCCCAAGGAGUUAUAUUCCCCCUCUAAUUUUUGUCCCCUUUUUUAAUUCCACUUCUGUUUUUUUUUUCAUUCUAAACUUCUAAUAUGUGCUGAUGACAUAAAAUCGUACCCCCAAAUCAAUUCUAUUAAUGAUUGUUUUCUCCUCCAACAGCGUCUUACCAAUUUAGUUUUGUAGAAUGAGUCCAUCGGAUAUUUGCCGCAAGGGACUUUAGAUUCUCAGCUUUAUCCUCUGAACCUCUGCUGUGUUCCAACUUUUAUCCCCCCUCAAAUCACUCUACUAUGCUAUGGUUCGUCUUUUGCUUGAAUACGGCAGUGUUCUUUGGGAUCCUUCUAUCGUUUAUGCCAGCGCUUCUGAUGAACGUGUCCAGAGAAAAUUCCUCUACAUUGCAGCUUAUCGUUUUAAUAUCCUUCAUCUUCCUCAUGAUUACACACCUGUUCUUCGUACUAUGAAUAUUUCUUCGUUAGCGGACCGUCAGCAUGUGUAUAAUCUCUUCUUUCUUUCCAAUUUUCUUUCCGCCAAAAUCGAUUCUCCUUUUCCCUUGUCCCUAAUAAAUUUUCAAGCCCCAUAUCGUAUCACUCAAAGUUCUGUACCCUUCCAAAAUCCAAGCUCCUCUUCUAAUUACCUUGACAAUUCUCCUCUUGUCUGUUUCAUAUGAGCAGUAAAUUAUGACCCCUUCUUUUUCUUCAAUUUUGGAGCAAAGUCUUGGAUCGCCUUGACUCUACAAAUAAAAAACUUCAAACAGUAGAAAUUUAUAUUGUAUCUGUAAUUUGUUUGUAUAAUUCAUUACACCAAUAUGUUAAAGAAAUGAGAAAUAAUAUGUUUGAUACAUAUAUAUAUAUAUAUAUAUUAUGAAAAUUUAGCUAUAGGGAAGUCGGGUUUAAUUUAUUUGACUAAUAUACGAAGAAAAAAAAGGAAGUUACAAUAUGAUAAAAGUCCUGGAGAAGAAAUAUAUUUGAUUGUCGUCAAUCAUUAAAAGUGAACACCUACUUCGUCAUUUUGGAUAAACUUGAUGUUAAAUUGGAAAAAAGAAUAAAGUAUUAUGAAGAUAUAAAACAAAAAUUCUCAAUUUUACUGAAGUUUAAAACUUUUUCAUUUUCUGAAUUUGAUGAGAGUGCAAAUGAACUUUGUAAAAUAAUAUAUAAUAAUGAUUUAGAUGAAAGUUUUUCUAAUGAAUGUCAAAAUGUUCGAAACUACUUUUUAAGUAUACAACAAAUCCCAAUGUUAAUUAUAGACAUUUUAAUUUUGAGUUUUUUACGUAAUUUUUAUAGAUACUUUGUAGUUUUUUUAUCAUACAAAUUUACUCUCCAAAGCGGCUACACACCAAAAUGGUAAUGCCAAAAUGUCCUAGAACCCUUAUUAUUAUUGUUACUCUUUACUGUUUAUAUCUAAAAGUAAUGUUUCAUUUUUUAUUCAAAGGACACAUUAACUGCUUAUAAAUAAAUAAUUUUUUUUAAUUAGAUAGGUAUAACCUUGAAAAGGCAUAGUUAGUAUAUAAUAUAUUAUUUAGUAAAUAGUUGAAGUUCUUUUAAAGGAAAUAACUAUGUAAAAAUAUUGAAUUCAAAUGGAAUACAUUACUCAGAACACGGUUCAAAGCUCAGACAAUAUAACGAUCUAAUGAGAGGUGACAUAAAAAAUGAAAACCAUUCAACUGUUGAUAUAUUCUAUGCAUAUCGGGUGAGCAUAAUAUUAAUUAAUAAAUAUUUAUUAGUUAAUUACCAAUCUACCAAUAAUACAACUGUACAAUUUAUUUAAUAUUAAAUCGGUUAAUGUUAGGAUUUGGAAUCAUAUCCAAAUGAAAAGAAAUUUAAAGAAUUAUGUAAUCUCGGUAGAUCCACCCGAACGUUAACUAAAGAUGCAAAGUGUCAAUACCAAACAAAAAAUUCAUCUUAUCGAUUAUUGAUGCCUUUUAAAGAAGAACACGUAGAAAAUAAUUUAAACAUGAAAAUAUACCACGAUGUUUUAUAUGACAAUGAAAUUAUAAAAAUUAAAUCUUUAGCUACCGAUAAGGUAAGUUAAAUGUUUAUAAAAUAUGAGUGUUAUUGGAGGUAUUUCUAUAUUCAUAAAUUGUUAGAAAUUAGCUAGAAAUCGAAAUGACAUGAUAUAAAAUUUAUGUUUAUGGUGCGAUCUAGAAAGUGACAUCCAGACCUUUUAUCAAUGGAUAUGAACGAUGCCAUAUUGCGUAAUUUUUCGUCCAAAUAUCAUUACCAGCAUAGACGGAAUUCUAGUCCGUGGUUAUCACUAAUGUUGUAUUUGGACAGGAUAUAUAGAAACUGAUCUAAACAUAAUAAAUUAUCGAUUUCCAAAUAUUUAUUUCAAACUUAGUGUUUUAAUAAUCAAUUUUUAAUAAUAAAUUAAACGUCUAAUAGAGAUGACUCAAAACACAAUUUUGUCAACAAAAAAUUGAUUUAGUAGGUAGUUCAAAGAUUAAAAUUCAGGGGUGGUCAAACGGAAGAAGAGAUGAGGGAGGUUAUAUCCUACAUUAUCUUUUUUUUUUAACAUAAUUAUAACAAUAAAUAGGGAGAGUUUUUGAUUAUAGUUGCUCCAUUUGUAUAGUUAAAUUGUGCAUAAAUUGAAAUUAAGAUUUUUAAAAUUUUUAAGUGUAGGUAGUGAAAAAAUAUGCUGUAUAUGAAUACUCAGAUUUUUAAAGCAAAUAAUGAGUUACAUUGCGGCGAUCAAAACUAUAGUUUUUUAAAAGAGAACUUACACGUUUUGUUGAAAAUUGACAAUUAGAUAGCUUUCUGAAAAUGUUGACGCAUUGAUUCAAUCCUUGAUUAAGGGGGGUCCAUGGUUCCCAGGCCCUAAUUUAUGCAACAUUUUUUUUACUUUUAUCACUUUAUAACUCGAGCAGGUAUCACAUAAAUCUUUCUGUCCACAAAGACAACUCUAGUAACUUUUUUCAUUCAAAGCCAUCUUUGAUGUGUUGACAUAGAUCUAUAUCUAGUACCUACCUUGUGUACGCUUUCCCUGAUCUAAAGCCAGUUUGUUCUGCGAUGAGUAUCUUUUCGACCGGGUUCUUAAUACGGUUGAUGAUUAACCCUUCAUAUAGCUUGUAGAUGUGACAAAGCACAGAUAUUGGUUUCUGAUAUUAGUUUUUCAGAUUUUUAAGGUCUUUACCGGGUUUUGGUAGGGCUACUGUAUUUGUUUUUCUCCAGACUUUAGGUGUAAAGGAUCUAUGCUAACUUGAGUUGAGAAACUGAAAUGUCCAAUUUCUGGUUUUUAUACCGGACAUUUGUAUCUGUUCUAUUGUAAUUUCAUCUAUACCAGGUACUUUUCCAUUUUUCAUAUUUUUUUAACACUCAUUUAGUUCAUAUAGGGAGAUAUCCUGUGAUAAUCCUGUUCUCAUCGUCUUUAUCUUUUCUGUUAAGUUUUUUCUUUUGAUUUUUGUCCCUGGCUUGUCAUUAAAAUUGUCAUGUAGAAUUCUUGUCAAAAAGAUAGUGAAAAAUUGAUAAAAUGCCAAUAUGAUUAAGAAAUCUACAUUUUAAUUGACUUAUAAAGUAUGGAUCUAAGUAUGGAAUAAAAACCAAUAUGCGAAAAUAUUCUUCAGGAUAGUUUGUACAUUUAAUUGAUAUACUUGUCCUUUUGUAAUUCUUGGAAUAUCCAUUAAACUUGUCAGAAAUUUGUUUGGCAGCUAAAAAAAAUGUCUUCAUCAUUUUAGAUUCCGAGUGGAGCGAAUAAUUUUAUAAAGAUUUAUAUAUUUUUUUUUUUUUUUUUUACUUGCAAAUUUCUUCAAGAGUUUCUUCUACACAUUCAAACUGUUGAACGUAAAACCAAUAAUUGGUGACUGUGUAUAUUAUCAGCACUCGCGCUAAAGUUAAAAAAGCUGUCUCAAUUAAAAAGAAAAAUAAAGUUCACGGACAGUGUUGUGUAACUUUGAUUAAUCAACUUCGUGGUACUUAUAUUCUAUAUACGUGAGCAGUAGUAGUGUUGGUUCCUCUCGCAUGGCAACAGUUUUGUUUUAUUCAUUUUUUGUUUGUUAAUUUUGAUAAAUCUUCGGCUUUCAAAAUUCUGCACUUGGGUGCAGUUACCUCAUUAAUUGCGCAUACUCGAACAUUCGGUGUCAUCAAAAUAGUUUGUAAUGUUAGAUCGCAAAACAUACGUCUAAUUCGAUUUUUUUAAUACUUGUUCAAUUUAUUUAUUUACUUUAGUUUUUUUGUUUAAUUUAGUGUAAAAAUUGAUUAUAAACUAGUAUUAUAAUUCGUGUCAUUGUCAACAAUCGUCGUUAUAUUUGUUUUUUUUAGAUUAGGUAUAGCGAUACUGGCCAGUCUUCUGCUACAUUUGUGAUUGUGAGUACCUUUUAUUUGUAUCAUUAUUUAUUAUUGUUGUUGCCUACCGCUAUUAGUAAACCAUCUUUACCAAGUAAAUAUUUUAUCUAUAUACGUCUGCACUUAUCGUCGAGGUUUUAUUCUGUCAUAAUUGCAUUUCGUUCUAUUAUAUGGCAACACAUGUUACCAGCAACCAAGUUUUCAUAUAGUUUUGUUAUCUCUAUUGUAAUUUUGUCUUAUAGUUAUAGAUAGGGUGUCCGGGGUGCGCAUAAUACCAUUUUAUGCAUCCGGCCCGUACACAAACAGUUCUAAAAAAUCACUAACUGAAUGAUAUCGUUCAAUACAUCUAGUUUCAAAAUUUAUUUUUAAUGUAAUAUUAUUUUCUGACAUUUGAACAGCUUUUGAUAGUACAGAUUUUCAUUUCGGAAAUAAAAAAAGUCUCUCAAUUUUCCUAUCGUUCCUAUACAGUUGUGUAUUUGGAAAACAUUACAUGAUACUGGUACAGUAAGAUUCACAGAAUGAGCAGUACAAUGUACAUAUAUAACUAAAGGAUGUUUUUUUUUUUACAUAAGCUGAACUCCAUUAAAUUUUCCAGUUAUUGUUGCUGCACCAUCAUACAUCUAACCUCGAAGAUAUUGUGUAUCUGUACCAAAUUGUCUGAGAUAUUUUUCUGUGGACAACUUUUCUACCAGAGAACUUGAUCCGAUUUUUACGUGGAGUAUUUUUUCUGAAAGGAAAUCAGUAUGAGGAGUAUUUUAGAGAGGUUAUUUUUUAAUUUUCCCAUCAAAUUCGAAAAACUGAAAAUAAAACAGGAAGACGUAUGAAACGUACAAUAUUACGAUUUUUUUUUCUGUGGACAACUAUUUAACCAGAAAUUUUGCCCCGAAUUUUAAUAAUAGCAAUUUUUUUAAAAGGAUAUUUCACUAGGGAGGUGCUUUACAGAGGUCGUUUUUCGAUUUUUUCCGGAGUUUUCUUCGCAAAUAAGAAAAAUUGGGAAAAAAACAUUGGAAAACCGGGAAAGCGGUACAACAUUAAAUAAAUAUUAUUAAAGAAAAUAUAUAGAGCCUAAUUAAUUAUUUUACUACCUAUGGCAUCUAUAUUGUUGACAAAGCAUCGCUAUCAACUGAACUCCGCUCAUAAUCGUUUUUUCGUAUGAAAUGGUUUAUUGUUGCUUACAGUUAAACAUUAAAUUAUCUAUACCAGUGGCUGCACCCGUCCCCAUUAUCCUAGGACGUCUUUUUUAGUGUUGACUUAAUUUUAAAUUAAUCAAUGAUACAUUUUUAUAUAAACAUACAAAAUGGCUAAAUAAAUUGGAUAUAUGUUCUAAGUAGAAGCUUGUUUUUUAUUAGCCUAGGGGUGCCUUUUAUGUAAAUCUGACCUUGUAUAUAAAUGCAUUUUUAAAUAUUUACCCAUAUAUUCAAAAUAUUUAGAAAGGCGAUCUAACAUUAAUUUAUCAAAAUUUUAAAAAUAAUUAAUUGUAUAUUCAUAUUUAUAUUGAUCCCAACUAUUUGUAUGAUUACAUAGUUGAUUGACUCCGGUGUUAGAAAUAUUGAUGGUAGUUACAGAUUGAGUGAAAAUGUCCGUUCUAGCCAAACAUGUUGGAUAGAAAAUGAUCAAGCAGAAGGACAUUUUGAUGAAAUAGAUAUUCGAAUUGGAUCUAUAACUGGUCUCUGUACACAAACUGCUGAAAGAUAUCAAGUUGUCAAUUAUGGUUUAGGUGGCCAUUAUAUUCCACACCAUGAUGCACUUGUUAAAGGACAAGUAUGUAUCAUACAUGAUAUUUUGUAAAAAACAAAAAUGUUUUUGAGAAAUGUUAAACUAAUUGUGUUUUUUACUUUUAUUUGAGUGUGCAAAAUGCUGAUACCAAUUAUAUACAAUUAUAGUCAAUUCAAAUUUAGUUUAAUAUCAAUUUUAUUUUUCAGUAUAUUCCAAUUUUUGGUAACAGAUUGGUUACUGUAUUAUUAUAUGUAAGUAAUGUUUACAUUUUUAUUGUAGAUAUAAAUUAAUUGGCAUUUUUAUUAGUUAACUGACAUUGAGAAUUAUGGCCAGACCGCAUUUCCAAUGUUAAAUAUUAUUUCUCCAGUUGAAAAAGGAGCAGCACUGGUUUGGUAUAAUCUACAGAUUAACAAUGGAAAAUUAAAUUAUCAAAGCCUUCAUGGAUCAUGUCCUAUAUUAACAGGAAAUAAAUGGAGUCAGUACCUAGAAUAAGUAUUUAAUGUGUUAUAAUCCAUUGUUGAAAACAAUAUCCAAUUAUGAAUUAAAAUAAAUAAUCAUAUUUUAUAGAAAAUUGAUAUAACCAGUGAAAAUCGAAAAUCGUUCUGUAAAUUGUUGGUUUAAUAAUCUAUUAGUUAGGAUAUUAUUCACAGAACAUUUUAUGUUAAACAGCUUUGAUGAUAUUACGGAACUAAAGUCAGUUCGAUAAAUCUGUGUUUAAUGGUGACCAGUCAAAAUAUCUCCGGCCAAAAUAUCUUGAAUAACAUGUCUCCAAUUAAUAAUAUCUUUAAUGGAGAUAUCCCACAGGAAAUAAUAACUAAUCACAAUAUUAGUAUUGUAUAGUAUUGUUUAAAAUAUUUUUCACGAUUACGAGUUCCUACGCUAGGGUUAGGUAUAGUGUGUGAUACGAAUACAGCAAGAGUUAAUUAUGAUCAAGCUAGUUGACUUGUUAAAUUGAAUUAUUUUUUAAAUAUUUAUUUAAUUUUUGUUUUAUAAAAAUGUUGUGUUAUUUUUUUUUAUCACAAUCUUAAAUUAAUAUUAUAUUUAUACAUACAUAUUCAUACAAGUCAUAGAGAUUUUUUCAGGAGACAAUUUUUCUACUAGAUAUAUUCCCAUUAGAGAUAUUUUUUCCUGAAUACAUUCUUAACGGGAGAUAUUUUGUUCGAGAUAUUUUAUAUUGGAAAAAUUUCUUACUGGAGAUAUACUUAACUGAAGAUAAUUUGUCGGAGAUAUUUUGACCUGGAACCGUGUUUAAUAACAUUUAUUUAUUUUACAGAAUGGUUUUUAAUUUUACAUAACCGAUAACCAGUUAUCAGUUCUGUAAAGUUUCGUGGAAUUUUCCAUAGAUAUAUUAAAAUAAUGGUUAAUUAUCUAGUGACAUAGCUUCUAAAGAUUCUUGUAAUACAAAAUACAAAUUAGAAUCUGUUGGCACCAAACAAUUUUUUUUUUCGACGUGUCAAGAAAUAAAAAUUGACCCUUUUGAAGGUGACACUACAAGUAUAGCAACAUUGUGAAACUAAUCUAACAACCUUGCUCAAAGUUGUUUAACAGUUAUUAGAAUUUGUUAGAAAAAACUGUAGUGCCAAGUACAUUUUCAGUACUAUUGUUAAACACGUAAUUUAUGUCCACUCUCAAAUAUUAUAUUUACAUUUCGAAGAGUCUUUUGUGUGGAGAAAAUACACUAUUUCAAAAGGUAAUGGAUACUCUUCAUUUGAAUUUUCACAGCUUAGGUUGAUAGAAAUUAUUUUGAUUUUAAUUUGAAAGAAUGUUGAGAACGGUAGUCUUGCAAAUUCGCGAAAAGGAGGUGUAAAGGGCAUGUACUCACCCAUACAAUUUAUUUCUUGAUCUGUCCCGGCUAAUAGAUUAUAAAUAAUAAUAAAAAAAAAUAAAUAAUAUUUAGUAUACAAUUAUGUUUAUGGUAACUUUUUACUAAACAUUUUUUGUUUGGUUUAAAUAAUAUUAUAAACAGCACAAUAACAAAAGACGAACAUAUUUCGUACGUGAAUGGGCCACUAUUGAAGGUAAGAAGUUGGGAAAGUAAAGGGAAAAUUGAAUGUACAUCUAUAUAUAAAAAUACAAUUCUUUCUAUUUUUACAUCAAUUAAAAUAGAGUUAUUAAAAUGUUUCACAUUAUCAAGAAGUGUUUGGACCAUGUUCCUACGUAUUGCACUAUAACUAUACCAUAUUGAAACUAAAUUUAUAACAUUAUUUUGUAUUUUUUUUAUUGUUUAAUUAGUCAUGUGAAGAAAAAAAGGGAUCAAUUUCUUCUAAAGGUUCACACAUUACAUUAAAAUUAGAUGGUACAGUUCUAUUGAUUAAGAUUGGUGGAUAAUUAUCAAUAUUAAUUUCUUGAUCAAUUGUAAUAUUAUUUUGAACAAAGAUUAGUGGAUGGCUAUUAAUAUGUUUUUUAAAUGAAUCUAAAGAUCCAAAUAUUCAGAAACAAUUAGGUUGUUUGCAUUUAAAUUCUUUUAUACUAUUAGGAUUAUGAAAUAUAUUUAAAUGUAUUAAUAAGUGAUUUUAUAGACCAAACUGAGUCUCACACAAAAAACAAUGAAAAAUAUUUAACAAAACUUCAAAUGGAUACUUAAGGGUCAAAGUAUGGAAGCUUUUGAAAUAAACAUCAAACGCCUUCAAAAUGAUUCUUACUUUGAAAUGAGUCGUUUUUAUGAUUGUGUAAAAUAAAAAUGGAUUAUUAGAUGAUUGUUCAUUAACUUAACAUUUUUAACAAUGGCCGCUCUCAUAUCCAGUAUCAGUUCUUUUUUUUAUUUAAAACCAAAAUUAUUUUAGUUUAGGUAGAUAUAUACUAUAGUGAGCACUUAGCAAAAUUAUAAAAAAUAUCGUAUUAACUAAUAACUUAUCUUAUUUUUUAUACGUGAUGUACACCAAUUUACGUUGUUAUUUAUUAGUUAAUUUUUAAAUUGUAUUUAUUUUCAUACUUCCUAUAUAGAUUAAGUAUAACUAUAAACAUAAUUAUUUAACACUCGUGCAAAUUCUUAGUAUUGAAUCUUUUAAUAUUCAAACUUUCAAAACUGAUUUAUAAAUACUGAGGUAUAAAAAUAACAUACAGUAGAACUUUAACUAAACAUCACUAAUAAUAAUUAAGUGUACAAUGUAUAUACUAUGUACAUAAUAUGAUGUAUGUAUGUACCUACCAUCUAAAUAAAACAAUCUAUUGACUGAUAAUUUAAUAUAUAAUUUAUGAUUUUGACUACAAUGGAUAACAAAAGGUAAUCAGUUUUGUUGUAAUAGUUAUACAUAAUCAAAUUUUAAAAAUACGUAUUAUUUAAUUAUUACAUUCAUUAGUUUUGGUUUACAACAAGGGUAUUAAGUGUCUAUAAAUUUAAAUUUCAAAUAUAAAUUAAACAUUUAUCAGCAAUAACAAUAUCAAUAACUACUUAUUAAUUAUUAUUUAUUUAUAUGAAUCUAACAAGUUCUUACCUUUAGAGCUUGGUCUAACUUGAGCUAACCUCGAGAGCUAACCUGUUUAUUUCACAUAUAAAAUAAACGUACACGGAUACAAUACCUACAACGGGAGGUAUGUUUAGUCCGUAAAAAUAAUUAUAAAUGGCAAUAAAAGAAAAUUUAUAUUUUGAGUUUUGGUGUUCAAUACUGUUCAUAGUUCCAUACCAUACUUCAUAAUAAUAAUUUCAACCGGUAAACUAAUAAGGCGGCGAGUCGCUAUAGAGUGCUGAUCUGGAAUAUCAACAUUUCCAGGAUUUAUAAAAAUAGGAUUUACAAUUGUUUUUUUGAUACUAGAACUAUAUAUUAUAGUAUAAAUAAAUACAAAUUAUAAUAGGUACAACUAUUCAAUUAUCAUGCUGAAUUAUUCCUAAAAAAAAUAUUUAACGAAAUUAUAGUACUGGUAAUUAUAAACUUGCAACUAUAUAUUUUUAUUUAUGCCUACUAAACUCGUUAAACAGUGGUUACUACAAUAUAGUUAUACUAAAUUUAAUAUCUUUAACUAUAAAUUCAUAAUUUUUCGUGAUAUGUGUUUGGUGCCACUAUUAGAAUUAUUACUUAUAAGUAAUCUCUUAAAGUUUUAUGAAUACCUAUGUGACUAUGUAUUUUGAUACAUUCUAUAUCAUGGGUGGCCAAACUUUUUUGAUAAAGAUCUACUUAGAAUAUACUUUUCCUUUGAGAAUUGACUUUCUAACAAAAACGUAUAAUUAUAAAUUAUCUAAUAGAUAUGAAUUAUGAACAUACACAUAUAAAUAAUAAUCUAGAAUAUAAACCUGAUAUAUAGUUAAACAUUUUUUUUCAUUACACUAUUAUUAAGAGUAAUAUAGUAGGUAUUAUAAUAAAUAUAAUUGCUAGUAUAAACACUAUUGAAUUGUAUUAUAAUCAGAAAUUAAGAUUUAUUUACUAAUUACAUAAAAAUAAACUCUAACAAAAGAGAGAUCAACCAUUUGGCCAUCCCUGCUCUACACUAUAGGUAUUAUUAUUUUUUAAAUGUUUAUUUGAUUUUCCACAAAGUUGUUUAUUAUUGUUCACUAUAAUAAUAAUAAAAAACAAUUAAUGAUAUAAUUAUAUGCUAUACAUUAUAUAAUUACAAUUAUUAUUAUAGUUCACUAUUCCUUGAAUGUUUCUACAGUUUACAAAUUGGUAUAAGAACCUUGUUAAUUUUUUAAACUGCUUUCUUCUAACCUUUUAUUAUGAAAUUAAUGUCAUAUGUAAAAUUGUUAUUUCUUAGUUAUGACCAGAUGGCUGCGUGAAGAAGGACAAAGUUUACCUUAUAAUUGGAAAAAUGCGUGACAUCAAACUUUCAUUUUUACUAGUAUACCUAUGUUAAUAAAAAUAGGUAUUCCGUAUGUUUAUAAAUUAUUUGUAGAAUUUGAUUGUAACAAAUAAAAAAAUAAUUUUUCUCAAUACAUAUACCUAAUAAAACAUGUUUACCUAUUUGGAUAUCGAAAUAUAAGAUCAGUGACGUACAUUUGGUGGUGCAAAGGUAGCAGCUGCACCACUACAUUUGAAAUGUGGUGAUAUAAGUUUAUAUUUUUCCACCACCAGAAAAUCAUAAAAAUGUGUAUACCUAUAGUUUUUAUUUUCAAAAGUGUAUAUUUUUAUUAAACAAAAACCUAU